This is a messenger RNA of Acanthosepion pharaonis, 630 nucleotides long. The record is from the annotation of a GenBank genome assembly. Lineage: Eukaryota; Metazoa; Mollusca; Cephalopoda; Sepiida; Sepiidae.
AUGCUCUUCCGUUGUUAUUCUUCAUCUUUUUCCUUUUCACUCUCCAUCCCACAUUUUUUUUUCUUUCAAUCCCUGGGGCCCACUACUAAUGUGCCACUCCCAACGAAAUGCCGCCUUCUCUCAUAUCUUCACAUUAUCUUCUGUCAGUUUCCUUUUGCUCUAUUUUACAUCUUUUCAUGUAACACUCUCUUGCGUCUUUCAUAUCUUACUUUUUCUCCUUGUGUCACAGCCUCUCGCACACUGCCGCCUGGGACCCAGCGUCCAGCGUCGCCCUUACUGCAAUGCGAAGUCCUUUUUUUUUUCGCCCAUUGCAGCCACAAACUGUCAGAUUCUUUGUCUCAUAUCAUCAACUCGCUGGACAAAAAUAACAACAUAGAUCAUUAUAGCGCUCACGCAUUGUUUUCCCUUAACAAUUUCUUCCUCUUAUUCGCUUUCUUUUAUAGAUUGUAUUUCUAUAAUUUUACACUGCUUUUGUUCACUUUUCUUGACUGCUGCCUCCCACCCCAUUGUGUCUUUCAUCAUUAUCACCUUUUUGACAUUUCUGUCUUUUUUUUUCACAUUGUGUCAAUCAUUUUCUUUUCUUUGUUUUUCAUGAAUUCUUUUCUUUUUUUUUCCCUUUUUUUUUCUUAA